Centropristis striata (black sea bass) is the source of this 3363-nucleotide messenger RNA. RefSeq names its product cilia and flagella associated protein 206 (gene cfap206). The coding region runs from base 87 to 1883 and encodes 598 amino acids. Lineage: Eukaryota; Metazoa; Chordata; Actinopteri; Perciformes; Serranidae. Gene Ontology annotation, biological process: sperm axoneme assembly; regulation of flagellated sperm motility; regulation of cilium beat frequency. The record is from RefSeq and is a predicted model, not a curated record. The transcript has 12 exons. Gene Ontology annotation, cellular component: ciliary basal body; axoneme.
GUUAUCAACAGGCUGCAGUGGAUGUGGCGUUAGCUUGCGAUAUCGGUGCCAGUAACAACUAUUAAGAUAAAUUAAACUGGGUAGAAAUGGCUCGAGCUCACGCGGAAAACGUAAUUAAAAACAUUAUUCGUGAAAUCGUGCAGGAGUGUGCAGUGAGAGGACAUGCGGUGUCCGACACUUUGGUGGCUUUCAUGGUAAAAGCUGUUGUGUUGGACCCAAGAAAUGGUUUUAAUGGUGAUCGCACACUUACCAAACAAGACAUCCAGAAACUUCAAGAGCUGUGUCUGGAUAAACUAAUGGAAAAGUGCAGUCCAUCCCUUGACACCAUGAAAAUGCAAGUGUAUUUUGAUAUGAACUACACCUCCCGACGGGAGUUUCUUGAGGAAAUCCACCGGGUGAUUGAGUCCAGGCUGAGUCCAGUGAGCAGAGAGAUCACUGACAGCAGAGUGAAAACACGCGAGGAAUUAGACGAUUUGUACCGUAAAAUCAUCACCUAUAUCCAGCUGAGCUCUGGCAUUGACUCACCUACAGAUGUCAACACUCUGCAAGAGGCUACAGCUGCCCUGCAGAGCGUCUUUCCUCAGACUGAACUGGGAGCUUUCAUGGUGCUCUUAAAGAGGGACAAGGAGCAGCAGCUCAAGGAGCUCGCCAUGAUUGUCACAGGGAUCCGACUCUUUAACAAAGCCAGCAAGAUGGGAGCCGAAGAGAUUGACCUCCGUGAACUUAUGCCUGCAAUUCUUAAUGAAGCUCUUCCAGUCACCAGUAAAAGUAUAGAAAAUGACCUGAGUGUAUCACAGACUUUGGCAUGGAAAUUCACAGCUGUGCUGGAGAAGCUUACAGAGCCUGACAGUCAGCCUGGAGAAUGUGACGUGCCUAGUGUCCUACUCAAACAGGCCCUCUACAAUGUCAGGCAGCAUGAAGUUUUCCUCAAAAUGUUACUGGCUGAUGCAUAUGUAUGUGCCAAGCAUGUUGAAAUCAUACAGACUGAGCUGUCAUCACAGAUGAAGCUGCUGAAAGAAGUUGUGCAAUCAAAGACAGCAAUUCCAACAGCAAAGGUUUUUCCACUGUUUAAGUCUCUGUCAAAGCUGUGGUCUGGACUUCAGGAUGAGGCUGAGCUGCUGAAUAUCCUCAACAACAUCAUGCACAAUCUGCAGCCAUUCGUUGCCUCUCAGGCCAAGAUUUUUUCUGAGGCUUAUUUGGACGGCCUGCUGGAGGCAUCCGAGGUGAAGACGGAUGAACAGAGAACGACUGAGUCCACAGAUGAGCGCAUUGUUCCAGCUGAGAUGAAGACCCAAGAAUGGCUCCUGCCUGAAACAACAGCCAGUUUUGAUAAGCUGCCACUACAGUAUAAUGGAGUCUGUGGCUACACGCUUGUGAAAAAUGAUGGGCUUCUACUUCCAGGUAAUCCAUACAUUGGAGUCUUCAAACUAAAGGAGAAACUCUAUGUUUUUAGGUCCAAAGAAGCUGCCUUAAAAUUUGCCUCCAGUCCAGAAGACUUCAUUGCAGAGGUGGCAGAGAAAGCAAAGCACUCCCCUGAACUCAUUCAGCUCCUCAAACUCCAUCAACAGUUUUCCUGCGUCAGUCCUUACUCAGAGAUUCAGCCAGGAGAGAGUUUAUUGGUGAAGCCCAUCACGAAGUGUGAGAGCGGCACCCAGACAGACAUCCACCCAGUGGAGACAAACAAUGAUAAGUCAUACGAGUGGAAUGAGUGGGAGCUGCGACGAAAAGCUAUCAAACUGGCUGAUCUCUUAACCAAAGUGACACACUCAGUGCAGACUGAUAUGAGCCACAUGAGACGGGAGAAUGUCACUCAGACCUGGCUGCCUAAAGAUGCUGCCUGUCAAAGCAAGAGAGAUGGUGAGAGCAACGUGCCCAAACCUUAGGUCGACCUGGCUGCAGAGAGACAGACAUGUGGUCAAAAAGAACCUGACUAGGUCUGUGGAAGAAUAAUCAUAGAAAACAUUUGUUGUUGAGUGCAAUAAAAGUGAAUGUAAGAAUUUUCUUAUGGUUUUUGUUUUCCACCUCUGAUAGAGCACAGUCCACAUUUGCUGCCCUAAACUUUGUUUCAUGUAAAGUAAAGAAUGGGGCACAACACACUAUAGCAGUGGUUCUCAACCUUUUUGAGUUGCGACCCCCAAUUUAACAUGCAUGUUACGCCAAGACCCCCCACCGACCCCUUUUUCCGCUGUGCUCACUGAACAGAAUCUCAUGAGCACAGUUCAGAUCAUACAAAAUCAGUUGAUACGACGAAUUUUGGACAAAUAAUGAAGCAGAUAACAACUAAAACAUCUCCCUGUCUGAAAUUAUGUCACUUCAUUUUAAUUUUGUGCAUUUAUAUUUUUUCCAAAAUGAUUUGGCGACCCCCAGAAAUCAUCUCGCGACCCCAGUUGGGGUCAGGACCCCAAGGUUGAGAAUUGCUGCACUAUAGGACAAGUAGAUUUUAAUUUUCAUUUAACAUUGUGACUUUUUUUCAUCAAAUGUUGACUUUAUUGUGGUAAUAUUUUGUUCUGAAAACAUAGUAAGUAAAGAUAAUAUAUUUAUUUAGUAUAGCACCAUUCACAGAAAUAAAAUUCACAAAGUGCUUCACAAGAAUAAAAAACAAAUAAAAGAUAUGCAAGCUAUACACAAAGGCAAUACAAACGUACAAGAGAGAAAUUUAUUCAUGAAAUCUCAGAGAACACACAUGGAUAUACACUACUUUGAACAUUAACAGAAAUCUUGCUGAAACAUAUGAGCUAUUGUUGUCCAGGGGUUUAUAAAUUCAUUAUAAUGAAUCAAUUUUUUACAUACACCUUUAAAGAGGUUACUUCUCCUAACAAAAGAUACAAAACAGAACAGAGAAUAAAUCAUGCCUUGAUGUGUGUUGACUCAGCAGAAAUAACAAAUGAGAAAAGUUGAUCUAAAGAAGAUUUGGGUAUGUUAAAUGUGGUUAAAACAGCAUAAAAUGAUGCUUAGGUGUUACAUAUAUAUUCUGACAGUGAUGUUUAAUAGUGUGGAAAGAAUAUGUAUUAAUGUUACUGAAUUUAUUACCAUAUAUUGGUUAAAAGUAGUCCGUUUUGGAUUCAUAAAUUAACUGUAAAACUGUGGUAAAUUUGUGGUGUUUUGGGGCCCUGUAAUUGUUGGUAACUUAGCUACCAUGUCAUUUUGCCUUAUGUAAACAGAUUGAAACAGUUUUCAAGGAAAAGCCAAAUAUAUGUUAAUGUAUGUUAUUGUUAUUAUUCUCAUGCAUUUGACAUUGUAAUAAUGCAUGAUAUUCUCCUCACAUACAAGUAUUUCUGCUACUACAAUGCUGGCACUGCUUUCACUUAGGAGGUCAGUAAAUUUUACAAUUGUGUUUUUAAGGCCAGUUGAAUGGUUAAUGAC